AUGUGUAUGCUUCAUCUUCAUGUAAAUAUAUACUGCAUGCUGUUGCAAGUAGAUUUUGGAAAACAAUUGGAAUCAAGCAAAUCAGAAAGUCAGAAUGAUGAAAAUGAGGCAGAGGAAAAUACUAUAAAUGUAGAAAUAGACACUUCUAGCAAUAACAUAAAUAUUGAAAAUAUAGAUAAAUUUCAACAAGACGUAGACUGCCUUUGGUUCUAUUCACUUCUAGUCCAUCAAAGGAAAUAUCCUGUUUGCCCUAUCAGCCACCAGAUGAUAGAGUUUAUAGACACAGACAAAUCAAUAGAGUACAUUUCUAGCCAUGUGUUACGUGAUAAACACGUCAAUACGAAAGACAUUGAUAACUUUAGUGAAUUGCUAUACAUUUUUGGCAAGUGUGAUGCGUCAUCGUUGAAAUUUCAAUCAGAGCACAGAGUAUGCACAGCUGUGGAAUAUUUUAUCAGAGCCUUUGAGAAUGAGGAAAACCCUAAUGUGAAGCAGAAUCUGGAGCCUGGAAGAGAAGUCAAUCACCCUUUUUGCAUGGCCGACCAAAGUUUUGAGUACAUGAAUGUCAUGCAGACAGUUGGUCUUUGCUUUGACAGUGAUAUUUCUGCGAAGAAGAGCGUAAACCCACAAACACAAACGAGACCAAAAGACAUCAACAAUGUUGACUGUAUGAAAAUAGAUUAUCAGGAUAUAAUGCAGAUAUAUCUAUUUCAUUCUACGUGUUCUUAUUAUGGGAAGGAUAUUGAUUCUGAACCAUCAUGUUUAGAGCCUGUUCAAAUAAAUAAAGUUUUUACUGAAGAUUCAAUUGACAUUGAUGACAAACAAAGAACAGAGAAAGAUAAUAAGCUCAAAGCAUCUGAGGGAAUCAUCAAGGUGUCCCCAAAUGCUGCUGCCAAAGUUGAGUUUUUGUCUCUCCUCUUAAUGAGUUGGUAUCCACAUUUAGAAAUCACUCCAGCGAAUGGGGUUGAAGCAAAGAAGACACCACCAAUUGACCACACAAAGACAGAGAAACAUCCACCUAGAAAUGAUACGUCCAUGGAAUUAGAUGAUCUAGCUGGAAAACCUGAAAUUCCUGACAGUCAAACUGACCUUGGUGAGCCAAAAAUAGGUAAGGAAUAUAUGUGGCUGACUUGUCCCAACGAACAAUUACUUGAACUUGAAUUCUCAAAAUUGUUUAUGUGCACCAUUGAUGGAAUGGAGAGCACUUCAACGGUAUCUGAAGUGGUAAAAAACUUGGAGAAAGAAAGCAAUCAUGUUAUACAAGAUGAAGGAUUGCUCUCAGAUUCAUCACAAAUUGCCAUUAUGCAGAAUAAUAAUGGGACAACACCUUGGUCAACUCUGAGUGCCAACAAGUGUCAAGGUAGUGAAUGUCCUGAAAAUAAAGCUGAAAGAAGAAGCGUUUUUCAUGACAAACCAAGGAUGUCCCAGACCCAAAGCCAGUACUGCAGCCGUCCAAUGUACGUUGAUCUCUUAGUUCCAUCAGGAGGAUUGUGUGAAGUUCAGCAAAAGACUUCAAAACAAGAAGUAUUUUACAGAAGCACAGCUUUGUCUUGCAGCAAGCUCAAAAGAUACAAAGAUAUCCUACUAGCUUACAACCAACCAAAGUUUUGCAUAAUUCAGGACUUUUCAAUUGCCCCAAAAGUUCCCACUGAGGCUAUGUCUGUCAACACUUCAAGCAGACUGGAUGGAUAUCAUCAUGAAUUUGCUGAUGCUUAUAUGAAAAAGUAUUACUGUUUUGGUAGCCAGUCUAUUUUACCACCAGAAGUGGAUCAUCAUGAGGACAAAUCUGGGUCUAUCAAUACCAUCUUGGUCUCCAAGAAACUCACUUUACGAUGGAAUCAGAGCACCUGUAGCAAGAUUGAUGGAUAUUUUCAUACACUUAAUGAUAAUUUUAGAAAGGAAAAACAGUGUUUAAUUGAUGGUGAUCAAGUGGAUGUAAAAUCAAAAGAAAAAUCUCAAAAAGUGUGUUCAAAACAUUCUCAAUCCUGUUUGUAUGUAGACUUGUUCAUGAAAAUAAUUUCCUUCUACAAGAGGAUUUGUUUUAUGACAGAUGGCCAUAUGCUGAUGCAUCGUGAAUUCGAAAGCAUCUUAAUUGAAGCAAACCUAGACUCAAAGCCCAGUAUUAAGACAUUCAAACAACCAAAUGAAACAAUCGAACACAAAAUCCUCCAUGGGCAUGGAUCAUGCCGUUUAGACCUCUUUGAGGACAUUGUAACAUUUCGAUCAAAGCAAAGAUUUUCCAGGAAUGGCAUUAUCAAGGAAAUAGAGAUGUGUCCCUUGAGAAAAAUUACAUUGAUGGAAGAAGUUGGUGUUCCUUCAGAGGCAACUGAUGAAAGUAUCCUGCAUUCUGAGAAACAUGAACAGAAUGUGCCUGUAGAUCUUACAGGAAGUACUCCAGAGAUUAGGUUUUCUUACAGUCACAAUGAUUCUUGCUUCCAGGGAUCCAAGCUGGAUGAUUACAAGGCACUCCUCAGUUUUAUGUGUACUCCCCUUCAAUUCCAAUCAGGUCAAGAUAAACAGUUACCUGAAAAGGAAGGAAAUUAUUUUGUAGAGAUUGAGACUAUUCUCUGUCCCAUCAACACUUGCUGUCCAUUUUCCAAGGUGGAUGGAUACAAGGCACUGUUCAACCUAAUGUGUAUACCUUUAUACCUCAAAUCAGCUGAAAAUUCAAGUGAAGGAAAGAUUUUAAAAGAGAGUGAGGUUCACCAAAGUUAUACCAAUCCUUUGCUCCAUUGCUCAAAGAUAGAUGAAUACAAAACACUCUUCAUCCUCAUGACAGAUACUCCUGUACAACUGCAAUUGUCUUCAGAUUCGCAUUUCCCAACUAAUCUAGGAAUAAGUUUAGAUGUGACUAGGUCUGCUCUCAGUUCAAUCUCUUGUUGUCAGUGCCCUAAGAUGGAUGAAUAUAAGACACUGUUUGAAAUAAAGAAACACGCUCCUCCUGACUUCCAAUUGACCCAAGCCACAGCAUUCCCUCCAAAGGAAAGAAAGGAUUUGAUAGAACUGAAGGUUUCUCACAGUCUUCCCCUCCAAUCGGAUUCAGAUGAACAGUUUCCAAAUGACAAAGGAAAGGGUUUGGAAGAGAUAGUAGUUUCUUACAGUCCAAGUAACUCUUACUGUCUGUGCUCAAAGAUUGAUGAAUAUAAGGCACUAUUCACCCUUAAAACUUGUGUGCCUCUACACAGCCAGUCAUCUUCAGAUGAACAGCUCCCAACUGACAGAGGAAAGGGUUUGGAAGAGAUCGAGGUUUUUCACAGUCACAGAAACUCCUGCCGUCCGUACUCUAAGAUGGAUAAAUAUAAGGCACUGUUUGAAAUUAUGAAACAUACUCCUCAUGACUUCCAAUCUACCCAAUCCAUAACUUUUCCUUUAAAGGAAGGAAAGGAUUUGAUAGAACUGAAGGUCUCUCGCAGUCCCAUCAAACCUUGCCAAUAUUCAAAGGUGGAUGGAUAUAAGGCACUGUUUAACCUUGCAGCUUGUGAUCCUCUACCCCUCCAAUGGGAUUCAGAUGAACAGUUUCUAAAUGACAAAGGAAAGGGUUUGGAAGAGAUAGUGGUAUCUAACAGUCCAACUAACUCUUACUGUCUGUCAUCAAAGAUGGAUGAAUAUAAAGCAAUGUUUAAACUUACAGUUUGUGAUUCUCUUCACCUCCAACCAACUCCAGUUGCACAGUCCUCAACUGACAAAGGAAAGGGUUUCAAAGUGAUUGGGGUUUUUCGAAGUCACAAUGCCUCUUGUUGCCAGUGCUACAAAUUAGAUGAAUACAAAACAUUGUUCGACCAUACAAUUUGUUCUUCAGCCCACAUUCAAUCAGCUAAAGAUUCUCAAUAUCUUACAAUCAAAGGAAAGGGUUCGGAGGAGAUUGAGGUUUCUCAAAGUUCCACCAAAUCUUGCAGCCACCUAUCUAAGAUAGAUGAAUAUGAAGCAAUGUUUUACCCUGCAACUUGUUCUUCAGUACCGCUCCAAUUAGCUGAGGGCUCACAAUAUCUUAAAGUCAAAGAAAAUGCAUCAGAGGAGACUGAAGUUUCAGAGAGUCCCACCAAGUCUUGUCACCAUUGUUCCAAUAUGGAAGAAUACAAGGAACUGUUUCAUCCUACAACUUGUUCUUCAGCAGACAUGCAAUUAGGUAAGGGCUUACAAUAUCUCACAAUCAAAGGAAAUGGUUCUGAGGAGAUGGAGGUGUUUAUAAGUUUCUAUCAACUCUUGAAUAACCACUUUUGCCUCUGUAACCACUCUGGAAAUCUAACCAAAUGGACGUCUUCUUGUCAGACCGAUCUAUUCAUGCUGCUUGUAUUUUCUGUAAGUCAUUGUAUUCCAGAUGUGUUCCCAUCAGAUUUACAGCCUUGCUCAAAACUGGAAAGUACCCAUGAACACUUCUCAAAGCAAAAUAACCAAUCAAAAUCUAAAAGCUCGGAAUAUGAAAUUUACCUUUACAAAGUGAUUUUGAAAAAAGAAGAUGUCUGUCUUCAAGUAGAGUUUCAGAACCAUAGCUGUACUGCUCUUGACCUUUUGAAUCAUGAUGAUUUACAAACAGAGAAAGGAAAUGUACAUUUUGAAUAUGAGAUUUACAGACUCCUCAUGGAAUCUGAGAAAUUGUGUUCUGUGAAACAAUUUGAUGAUUCAUGCUCAUUGUUGGAAGGAUUUGAUAGAGUAUCUAGAGAGGAAAGUCAUGAUCUAUUGAGACCCGAUGGAGGAUAUUAUGAUCUGCUCAUCUAUAGAUCCGUCAUGAUGCAAGAAGAUGUAUGUCUUCCAGACAAGUGUUUUGACAAGCGUAGUACAGCUCUUUACUAUGUGAAAACUAGUGAUUCAAAAAGUAUAAAGGAAUUAGAUAGGACCGAUUAUGAACUGUACAGAUAUUUUAUGUCAGCUAAGAAAUGGUGCAUCGUGGAACAAUUCAUAGACUCUCAGUCAUGCUCCGUCUUUGAAAUUUUUGAUGGACAGACUUCAGUGGUAAAUUCUAGAGUACUGAAACCUUACGACCUUCUCAUCUAUAAAGCAAUAUUGAACCAAGAAAAUGUAUGUCUUGCAGUCAAGAAUCCACAUCAGUACUGCACAAUUCUCGAUGUCUUUGACAUGUGUGAUUCUCAGAUUCCAGAUGGCAGCAAAUAUGAUCUCUAUAGGAACCUGAUGGUCGCCAGUCAGUUCUGCUUUAUUGAGGAAUCUAUGACUGACAUGUGUCCCUUAAUUCAAUAUCUUGACAUUAAAUCUAUUCCAGAAGUAGACAUGAUUUCGAUCAAACCCACAACUCAUGAUGAUAUUGGUGGAAUACUUUAUUAUCAAUUAAUGACAAACAUUGAUUGGUGCAUCAAGGAUGAGAACUUUUUUACUGAAAGAUACUGUCUGCCUGAAGAUCAUUUCUCAAAUACUUCUGGAAUGCAAGAAAGGGAGGCAUUGAUAUUUAACAAGAGAGCAUCUGGAUCACUGUUAUUUCAGUUGUUGAUGACUUGUAACGGGAUGAGCUUCCAAGAAGACCAUUCUACAGCAGGCUGUACUUGUGAUAUCGUCAGUUAUUUCUGCUCAGGCAGCAAAGACGAUGAGAAAAAAGAUGUUCGGGAAACAGGCUUUCAACGGAGGCCAUCUAAUCUUGCACUGUACUUUAGCCUAUUAACAGGAUCAAGAUUUUGUCUCGCCGAUGAUGAAAAGCUGCAUACAUCUUCAAAGAUAAGUCUAAUCUUUGAUCACUUCAUUCAAGAUAACAAAGAACCGAAUCAGCCUGAAUCUUGUGAGGAUGGAACAUACCAUGGCAUUCUGGACUUGUAUAAAGAUCUGAUGAUGGGCCAACAAAUGUGCUUUGUAAAUAUAGAUGAACAUUCAUGUGUGGCAAUACAUCAGUUUGUAGGCAAUGUAACAGAGACUGCUGCAAGUGGUGCAUUCAAAUCUUCCAGUGAUCCUAAACAGUAUGUUACAUUCUGUGCUCUUGCACAAGGGUUCCCAAUUUCAUUCCCAAAUGAUAAACAAUCGUUUUCGUACUGCACUUGGUUCGAUUUCAACCUUUCAUCCAAUCUGGCUUCUGCAUUGUCAGGAAAAAGUGCAACUCAAAAUGACACAACUCUUGUCAUCAGCAAUUAUGAAGAAAUGAUUAUGUCUCCUUGGAAGUGCAUGGUGUAUGUUGACAAAAUGGCUAACUGCAUGUGUCAUGAUGCCCAUCCUCAUGAUAAAUAUCUUGAAAAAAAAUCACAACUCAAUGAGAAAUCCUACAGUGCUUCUAAACCAAAGAGAAAUAAAAAAAAGAGACAGCGACAGAGAAGUGACAUUAAGUUUGAAAAUAAUUUGGUCAAAUUGAAGUCCAUGAUUGACUCCUUCAGCCAGUGCAGACUGCUUCAUGAAUCUGACUACAGAAGUGUCUGCUUUUUCUUUAGUCAUCGUGUGUCCCAAAUCAUGGAAAACUCUGUAGUGUAUACUAGCCCUCUUAUUGACACCACUCGCAAGAGGAGGUCAGUUUAUUCUCUUCAAGUUGAUUAUGUUUCAAGUGAUGAAGGAAAAGAACCAGAGGGUACAGGAAACUCAGAGGAACAUGUAGAUGACGAUGACACACAGAAAGAAAAUGAAGAAGAAAUAGAAGAAAAAACACAGGACUCCGAAACAAGCCAAAAGAAUGAAGAGGAAGAUGUGAUUGGGGAAGCUGUGGAAACGGAUGAAGUGGAGGAUAGUGAAAGGAAGCAUGAUAUUGAGGAAGACAUUGUGAAGCAAAAUGAUGAGAUUCAGCCAGAUUCUAUUCAGCCAAGCCCGUCAUUUGAAGUAAUAGAUGGCACCACUAUCUAUUUGAAUGAUUUAGAACCUACACCUUUGCCUGGAGAACCUGCUAGCGAGAAAUACAAUACAUUUAACAUCCAUUCUAGCGACAUUGUAGAUGUGCCCAAAAAAGAAGAUAGUGAUGAAAGCGAUGUUGGUCCUCCAUCUAGUUUUUCUUUCAAAAGUGAGGAUGAGAUUGAUCCUGAAGCUUACAGGAACAUCCUGAACAAACUCCAUGCCAACCCUGAACUCCGGGACAAAGAAGGUGCCAUUCAGCAGGAGAUGCUGAAGAUCCUCCGUGACCCUGAACUGAAGAAGAACUUACUUAUCAAGGCCCAUGAACCUAAAAGGGACAUCUUGUCACCUUUCAGAUCGCAACAUCCAGCACCUGGGGAUGCUGUGCACAUGGAUCAGGCACAGGGUCACGUGGACGAUAAUGUUGAUCUACAGAAACUGGAUGCCAUGCAAGAUGAAUCUGUGCCACUUGACGAUUCAGAUACAGCUAUACCCCCAUUAGCUACGGGACCUAAUGUUGUAAAAGGAAGACCAAGUAGCCCUCUUGAUAAAGAUGAGGAAGAUAUCAAUUUUGUAGAUCCAUUAGCUCUCUUACAGGAAGACACAGAAGAACCUCCUCUGUCCAUUAAUGAAAAGAUUGAUAUCGCAGAAGAGAUCCUGAAAACCAAGGACUUCUCAAGUGAAAACCUUCAACCACCGGUGCCGCCUGACGAUCCCUAUGACCCUGUCAAGCUUGCAGCCAAAUUGAACACGGUCAAAGGCUCAAAUCCUGCUGUCUUUGGGGAUCCGGCCCAAGAGGUUUUUAACGAUGAUCCAGCUCUGUCGGCUCUCGAGGACCAGAACGAUCCAGUGGAGCAGGAGAGCCAAGAACCGUCAUUGAAUCAUUCCCAUGUCACAAUGCCCUCAGACACAGAACAGGUAGAAGAUAAAGUAGAAACCAUUGAUGAUGAAGAAGUUCCUUCUCCACACUUAGAUUCCCAUCUACCACCUGGCGUGGAUACCAGACCGAAUGUUGAGGAACUGGCUGACAGCAGCUAUGGGGAGCCUGGAUUACGCACCAGCACACGGUUUCCCCUACAGGUUGACGAAGAAGAAACCCCAGAGGAUACCGAGCAUGUCGACCAUGACCAUCCUUUGGAUGAAGAGAAUGCUGAGGAUCUAGAGCAUAGCAAUCCUUUUGAUGGAGAUGAUGUGGAGGAGAGACCCGAGGAUGCACAGGAGAGACCUGAUGAUGUGCAGGAGAUACCUGAUGAUGUGGUCCUUGAUACCGGUGUCCAAGAUGAGGACAAUAGCCAUGAAGGAGAGGGCUUCCAUCACCAGAUCUACACCAGGGAGGAGAAUGGGGAGCUCCAGGAUGAUGGGGUUACGAUAGAAGAAGUACCAGAGCACCAGGAGGAACAGAAUGGAACGGGUCCAGGAGGUGAUUGGUUUGGGGAGAUGUUGAGGAAUCUGGAGCCGGCCAUAGAAGAACUGAACCGCUCCAUUCUCAAGCCCAUGUUUGAAAUGUUGCCUAUUGAGUUUCAGCGUGCAAUUCAACAGCCUCAUUUUCUUGGUAUUCCAUGGAUGUUCAUCAUCAUCUUUGACGCUUCCAUGUUCACUUUCUUCAUGCUUAUAUUCUGCUUUUGGGUAUGCAGUUCACGAAGAAGUAGAAUUAUCCAGGAGAGACUAAGUCGUGAAGUUGAUGUACUCAUCGCUCAGAAGGCUGAAGUCAUGGAUGCACUUGAUAUGACCAACACUCAGUUCCAGAAACAGAACCUAGAAUACUUUGAGCUGAAGACCUCGACUGAACGUACCGGCAGUGACAAGUCAAAGUUAGAGACAAAAUACAAGGAAAUAACUCACACCUCUAAAGAGCAGCAGAAAGAGAUAGAACAGAUAAAAGCAACUAUUAAAAAGAAGACAUCAGAGCAUGAGUCUAGUCAACAGAAGAUUAAAUCAUUAGAACAGCAAGUAAAGAAAUCACAGAAAACCAUUUCAGAUUUGAAUGGUCAGGUGAAUGAUCUGCAAGGAAAGGUGUAUGCUGGUGAGGAAGAAUGUUCUCAUCUUGAGCACAAUAUUGGUACAUUAGAAGAACAGAAACAACAACUUGAUACCAGCAAAGAAAUGCUUGAAGAUGAAAUUAAAGGAUGGAAUGAAAGAGUCUCUGAACUUUCAGAACAGAUUAAAUUGAUUACAACAGAGAAGAAAGAUAUGGAGGAAUCAUUAACAUACAAAGACAAUGAAAUAGAGGUAUUAAAAGACUGUCUACUACAACUCAAAGGAUUGGAACAUAUACAAAAAGAAGGACCAGAGGUUGACUCGGAAUCUAGAAUACAACAGCUUAUGGAUGUUACAAGAGUGAAUGCUAAGCUAUCUCUGAUUCAGAAGGAGCGUGAUGAGAUACAACAGAAAUUAGAUGAUGAGGUGAAGUGUGGACGAGAUCUGGAAUCUAAGGUAGGAAUGCUACAUCACGAGAUUGACGCACUGCGUAUGGAACAUUCCAAGGCUCAGAGUAACCUAGGUGAAACUAAGACGAAGAUGGAGGUUCUCCAGGAGUACUUCAAGGGAAAGGAAGUCGAACUACAAAGGAAACUUGGAAGAGAGGAAGCCUUGAAACUACAAAGUGAAGAACAGCUCACAUCACUAAGUGAAAAGGCAAUAAAUGCUGAAGUAGAUUUGAAUAAUUACAGACAACAAAUUGCAGAUCUGAAAUCAGAAUUGGAGAAAUCUGAAAGAAAUUAUAAAACUCAGAUUGCUGCACAUGAAAAGAAGACACAUGAACACUGGUUGUCUUCAAGAACGGCAGAAAGAGAGCUCCAGGAGGCAAAGAGGGAAGCUGCUUCAUUAAGACACAGAUUAACAGAACUAGAAGGAAGGCGAGCUACAUCUGAGAAUGCUCCUCUCGUCAAACCUCAGGCUGCAGCACCAUCACCAAUGAGAGUAGUGUCUCCAUCAUAUGGACCAGGUGACCGAGGCAGCAAAAUGUCCAGGAGAGGUCCAAGCAGGAACAGUAUGAUAGAAGCAGAUGCACCAUCGCCACCAUUGAUUGACCCUCGCCAUAGAGGUUCACCAGGGUCCAGGCCCAGGAUGUCCCCACCCAUGAUGGAUCGAGACAUGCCACCACCCCACCCUGAUGACUACCUGCCACCCCCAAUGCAUCGGGAUAUGGGCCCCUCCCCUUACAGAGAAGUCUUGCCACACCACCCAGACUUUGGUCCACCCGGCCCGGGACCUUACAACGAUUCCUACGGUCCACCUCCGCCUCAUGGACCCCCUCCACAUGGUGGUUUCUCUCCAGAGUUUGGACCCCAUCCUGAUGAUAUGGAUUUUGGCCCCCAUGGACCCCCACCAGGAGACUUUGGCCCCCCUAUGAGAUUCCCUCCCCCUGGGAGGGGCGAGUUUGAUCUUCAUGGCCCUCCUCCACCAAUGCCGAUGGGUCCUGACUUUGACCCCAUGUUUGGACCUCCACCACCCCAUGGAAUGGAUCCCAUGCAUGGUCCUGGACCAUUCCCAAGGAAUGGUCCACCACCUUUUGAUAGAAGAGGCCCUCCCCCUGCUAUGAGACCUAGCAGUAGAUCAGGACCUGGGGGUGCACCUGAUGGACCAAUGGGUGGUCCUAGAACGUCAUCACCAAUGGUAACACCUGAUGGUCAACGGGGGCCUCGAGGUCCACCUCCUAGACAGCCUUCCAAUAUGCAGGCAUGAGAGAGAGAGCUGUUUAGAGUGAUACACCCACAUAAGCAGCUUCCAUCUUCAACAGUUUGAUAUCAGUAUGAAAGAUAGAGCCAUCGCUGAUAUUUGUGGAAUAGUAGCACCGAAGACUUCUAUUUAUAAAAAAAUAUAUGUGGAGAAAGGAAGAAUCUUUGUUAAGAUUGAUAUUAUUACAUGUAAAACAUGGUUUCCUCUCAUCACACAUUCUGUGUCACACAUUCAAGGCUUGCUUACUUAACAGUACAGUCAAACCUGUGUUAGUGGUCACCUCUCUAUAGUAGCCACCUGCAUAUAGUGACCACUAGGACCAAUUCCCAUAAAGGCAGAUUGUGUGUAUAAGAACCUGGCUAUAGCAGCCACCCAUCUAUGAAGGCCACAUUUGUGCUUCGCUUGGGUGGGCACUAUAGACAAGUUUUGUUGUAUGUUGAUAUUUAUAGAUUGUGGUGGGUGUUUUACAUAGAGUGAAGCCUGACUGAAAGUCAUGCUGAAGUGCCUACGUGCACAUAUGGGUUAUAUACCACAGUUGGUUUCAAGUGUGACUUUUUGUCAGAUUUAAAUCUUUGUGAAACAUUGCUGAGUGUUUAUGAGGAAGAAUUUCAGUAGGGAAAAUGAAAGUUUGAUAAUUUCAUAAUAAUUGUAAUGCAGAUAAUUUAUUUAGAGAAUUGAAAUACGAGUUGCAACAAUAGAUGCAUUUACCGCUGUGCUAAAAUAUUUAGAUCAUUUUCGUUGCAUUAUCUCUAUUGUGGCCACUAUCAUAUUUGACAGUUUGUAAUAUUGAGUGAUUUCAAGUACUUUGUUUAUGUUAGUGUUGGUGUUAAGAGCAUGAAGGAAUGUUGAGAACUUAGCUUCAACAUUUGACAGUCAUUUGAAGCCAUUACCGAUGGCUCAGCACCUUUAUGCAGUUAAACAAAAAAGUUUUGAUGAUGAAUGAGUGAGAAAUUAGUGAGAAAUGGAACUCAGAUGUCGUAUAAAGACUGUAAAAUCUGAAAUUGCCUUGAAAAAUCGAAUGGAAUAUGUUAUAAUUGUCUAAGAUGUAUUAAUUUGCAAUGAUUUGCAGUCAUUUUUAACUGUAAGGAUUAUUUUAUUAUGUUCUCAUUAUCUGGAGAUUUUGAAGACGAACAUGAAUACUUAAUUUGAAAUUAUUUCUCAAUCCCCAGAGUUUUAGUGAAUGGUGAAAUUAUGUGUAAAUUGUCAUUCACUGUGAUAUUCUUUUCUGCAGACAAUGUUCCACAAAAAUACUUCAUAAUUCUGUGGUCAAUUCUAACACCAACUUACAACACUGUAUUUGAACUCACCCACUCACCCAGUAUGUUAAAUUCAACAUUUUAGGCAAGUGAGCCUUAACCUUGUUAACAGUAAGCUAGUCUAUAUUUAUUUUUGAUUGCCAGUAUUGUCUUGAGGUAAAUGAUUUUUUUUUUCAAACUUCUUGAGACUAGUUAUUCAUAAAGAUUCAUUUUAUCAUUCUCGUCUAAUUAUGAUAUUGUAAUUUUCCAUGUAAGAUAUUUUUAAAUGCAUUUGGGCAUGCACAAUGCUUAUGCUAGUUAAAGAAUAUAGUCCCUUUCUAGGAGUUACUCUGUGUAUCAUUUUGAAAGUGCAAUGAAGAUAGGUUGAUCUGAAGUUGUUAGCAUUAUUUCAUAUCAUUGGACAUUUUCUUUGUGAAAAUGUGUUUUCACUGAGUAUUUUUUGGAGGAUUUGAGUAGUUAUUCAAUCCGGAAUGAAAGUUAAUAUAGAUUACAAGCUUGCAUUGAGACACUUGUAGAAUGGUAGCCUUUUGACAAGACUUUUUUUUUUACCAUUACACGAUAAUUGACAAAAAAAUGGCCCAGUGAUUAAGACUGCAAACAAUGAAUUGGGUGAGCCAUUUAUAUAUAUAUUGCCAGUUGAGUAAAUACUUGAAUAUUCAUUACUCUGUCCUGGGGCCCACAAUUACGACAAUUGACCAAUCAAAAUGAUCGUCUCUAACCCCUCCACAAUGAUAUUCAUUGUUAAUGUCUAUGGGUUGAGCUGUCAUGAAAAACGGCUCCUAAUUGGGUAUUAUCAUAUUGGUAGCAGAUAAGAAAUGAGAUGCAAAAAGGCCACCUUGCUGUGCUCAGUAGUAUAGUCUUUCCACUUCAGACCCUUUACAUUAUACAGAGGGAGUUCUUGACAAAAGGCUACUAGAAUUGUGAUGAAGCAAUGGGUUAUUCUAUCAGACUACUUUAUAGAACAAAACAGCAACCUCUAUCACUCUAUUUUAUUUCUUAGUUGAAAUUAAACUACUUACCCAUUAAGUGCCAAAUAUAUAUUUUCCUGUUGUGCUUUCCUGCUCUACAAUAUUUCUGUAUUCACUUGAGGCUAAUCUUGAGUGCUAACAUUUUGGAUAAUCUAGAAUUAUUAAAUUUAGUUCUUAAAAGUUUGGUGCUCAAAAUGUAAUAAUUAGAAAUUAUUUGCAGCAUAAUAGAGAAAUGGAUAAGCACAAUUUUUCUGUUUCUUUCUCUUUCAUCUUGAUGUUUCUUUCUUUUUUGUGUAAAUUUCCGGAGCAUGGUGAGGUGAGGUGAGGUGAGGUGAAUGGGUACCCGGUAGGAAGAAAUUCCUUGAAUGCUUGAGCGCCUAGGCAGCUCAGCUAAAGCCGGGGUAAUAAUAAUAGCAGGGCCCGCUGGUAGAACAGUUUUCGAAACUGAAGUGGCUACCCUGGGUAAAUAUACCUAUAUUAUUAUUAUUAUUAUUAUUGAUAAAGCUAUCAGUCAAAACUUCCCUGGACAUGUUGAAAUAUUGAAUUAAAGAGAUGAAAUCUCAAAAUUAUACUUCA
Molecule: messenger RNA, 13222 nt
Organism: Lytechinus pictus (painted urchin)
Lineage: Eukaryota; Metazoa; Echinodermata; Echinoidea; Temnopleuroida; Toxopneustidae
Exons: 24
Coding region: 1-10428 (3475 amino acids)
Biological process (GO): vesicle cargo loading; endoplasmic reticulum to Golgi vesicle-mediated transport; protein secretion
Cellular component (GO): endoplasmic reticulum exit site; endoplasmic reticulum membrane
Source: RefSeq, a predicted model, not a curated record